UGGAGAGAGAGUCCAGCAGAGGGCCACAAAGAUGACUGGGGUCCUGGAUCAUCUCCCUUAUGAAACAAGACUGAGAAACCUUGGACUGUUCAGUCUGGAGAAGAGAAGGCUGAAGAGGGAUCAUAUCAACGAUUACAAAUACUUAAAGGGCAGAAGUCAAGUGAAUGGGGCCAUGGGCAAAAAUUCUUUACCCACAAGAGGAAGUACUUCUCUACUUUGAGGGUGACAGAGCACUUGAACAGGCUGCCUGAAAAGGUUGUGGAAUCUCCUUCUUUGGAAGUACUCAAAACCUGCCUGGAUGCUUUCCUGUGCAACCUGCUCAAGGGAGCUUCUGUAGCAGUGAGUUGGACUCAAUGAUCUCCAGAGGUUCCUUCCAACUUUUACUAUUCCUAAUGGCCUAGAAAGGUCAGAAUUUGCACACAUGGUACAAUGUUCUGAGACAAAGUAGUGAAGCAGAUUGCAAACACGUUCUAAGGGAAUAUACAGAGCAAAUCAAAGAAAUGAGUGGAGGAAUGAUGUCAGUAUAAGAGGCAGGGAGAAAGCACAGAGUUUGGAAGAAGUAAAGUAGUGAAAGGUAUUUAAAAAAGGCAGUGAAAAAUGGGUAGGACUCAUAGAAGCAGCAGAAGAAAAGAUGGAGAAUGCAAUGGGAAAGGCAAUAUACAGAAAGAAAGAAAAAGAUAAAGAGGCAGAAACGAACGACUAAGAAGUCUGAAGAAAUACGCAGAAAGGAAAAGCAAACAACAAAGUGAAUGCAAAUGGAACAGCAAAGAAAUGAAAAGGAGAAAUAUAUUACUGAGGAGAUCCGAUACUGUGUGCAGAGUUGUGCUUCCCAUCUCUUUCUUUGCAUCUCACUGCAUGUUGGGGAUACACCACCAUGUGACAAGCCUCUCUUGGACUCCUAUUCUUAGCUCCAGUGAUUUAAAAGAAUACCCCCUGGGUGGGGAUUCCUGUUACAGAUCAAGGAAAUACUUCUUACUCUCUCUAAUUAAAAUCCUUCCUCACGCAGAAAGCUGGCUCUGUACCUGAACAAGUACCUACUACCUCUAGGCAACAUAAAACUCAUGCAUUUCCUAUUCAUUUGCUCUAACUCUGCAAGCAAGCUCAGCUCUGAAUAAGGGAUCUCUACAUCCUAGCAAGAACCCUGCACACUCCUGUGUCCAAGUCCUGACACCACCAAAUUCAAAAGGAACUACACACAGCACUGCAGCCAUGGACCUCCAGUGUUAAUGCUGUUUUACAGCUAAGGAUGACUUGGCUUUGCAGUCAGAUGUUUUUAGGAUGCCUCCUGCCAAACUAGUUGGACAGCUUUAAGAGAAGUGCUGUUAGCACAUUGCUAGAUAUAGGUUUCCUGGUCUUCUGCAGGAAACUGCAUGAUGACAUUUGCAUGAAAUUACAACGUGCUGCCUUUAUCAACAAUUGACUAGAGACUGAAUUUUCCCACAAGGGAGUGGAAGAAAUUUGUAAUAGAGUAUACACAGGAAGGUGCUCCAGAACUCAGCUCUUGUGUUCCUCAUUUAACCUCUUUGGGCAAGAAGUAAGCUACAGGCUUCACAAUGGGCUCCAUUUCUAGAAUGAUUACUGAGUUUUGCCUUGAUCUCUACAAUAAAGUCAACAAAACCACAGAAUGCCAAAACAUCGUCUUCUCUCCAAUGAGCAUCUCUACCUCCCUCAGCCUAAUCCUUCUAGGGGCACGAAACAACACUGCCACUCAGAUAGAAAAUGUUCUCCACGUCAGCAAUGCUGCAGGAACUACAAGCCUUGAACCUGAACUUGAAGGUGCAGUCCCAGAAAACAAGUCUGAACUAAGCCAGGAAAGAGAGUCUUCCUCCUCUCUGUGUAACACAGAUGGGAAUCUUAACCAUGAAGCAUUCCAUGCACUGCUUUUACAACUACAAAACCUUGGCAAAGACUACACUUUAAGCCUGGCUAACAACCUCUUUAUCCAACAAGGAUUUGAACCAAAUCAGAAAUAUCUAAUGUGUAGUAAGGAACUAUACGGAGCAGCCCUUGAAACAGUGGACUUUCAAAGGGCUCUUGAAGCAAGCAGGCUAAAAAUAAAUGAUUGGGUUGAAAGUGAGACACAAGGUAAAAUCAAGGAACUUUUUCCUCCAGGAGUGAUUGACUCACACGCCGUUCUGGUGCUGGUGAAUGUGAUCUACUUCAAAGCAUCCUGGGAACACAAGUUUGAGGAGAAAAAUACAGUACAAAGAGAUUUUAAACUGAAUCAGAAUGAGAGAAAGCCAGUGCAGAUGAUGUAUCAGAAAGGCACGUUUAAAUUAGGCUAUAUCGAGGAGCUGGGAACUCAGGUACUUGAACUCCCUUAUGCUCAGAAGUCACUGAGCAUGAUCAUCCUGCUGCCAGGAGACCCGGCAGAUGGAUCUACCAGCGGGCUGGAACAGACUGAAAGCACAAUGACCUAUGAAAAUUUAAUGCUGUGGUUCUCUUCCGAACACAUGUUUGAGACAAUGGUAGAGGUGUACCUGCCCCAAUUCAAGCUCGAAGACACCUUUAACCUCAAUGAGGUAUUAAAAGCAAUGGGAAUGACUGACAUCUUCACUGAAUCCAAAGCUGAUCUUUCUGCAUUGUCAUCUGAGAAAUCCCUGGUGUUAUCAAACAUCGUCCAUAAGGCUUACGUGGAAGUCAAUGAGGAGGGCACUACAGCAGCAGCUGCUACAGGAGCUACUAUUGUGAGGAGAUCCCUUCCCCUCAUAGAGGUGUUUAUUGCUGACCAUCCUUUCUUAUUCUUUAUUAGGCACAAUCCCACCAGUGCCAUUCUUUUCUUUGGUAAAUUCUGCUCACCUUAAAAAUCAGGGCCAUUUUCUAGCAUUGUGAGAAAAACCUGGAUGAGAAUCAGAAAUACUGUUUUUCUCCCUACACCUUCUUAAUCCUAUGAAUGAUUGUAGACCAAAGUAAUCAUUGCAACCAAUUUAGCUUAGAACCAUCAAUUGAAUGCUCUCCUGUUAUGAUCCUUGAAAGGCAAAUAUUGAUCUGAAUCCAAAACAGGAGUAAAUUUUCCUUUAACCUGACAGGGUAUCAAGAACAUUUUGUUCCCUCAAGGCAUACAUACACUCCUGUACAGCCUACAGUUCUCCAGCAUAACAAUGUAAUGUAGUACACUAUUUGCCUGGCAAAGGUGGAAUGUGUGUGCUGCUACCUGAAGAGAACUGUUUGUAACAAUUUCCAGUAACCGUCAGUAAAACUGGAGUAUUUUUAUUUUCUCUGGAGUUUUUGACUUCCUGCCAGGUGGGUCUUGAUUAGCAGAAAGGGGCUUUGGAGAUGCUUUAUACUUAUACAUACUCUAUUUGUGGCAAAUCCUUUGCACAGAGGAGAUCUCACUUUAAUAAUUCUCUUUUCUGUAGCAGCAGUCACAAGCAAGCAGGAAAUAAUUACUUAUAGCAAAUUCACGUAUUCACUGACAACUGUACCACUUUUUCCCCUACCUGAUGUAUGCUGGAUCUAUCCUUGUGCUAUAUAAAUUGUUUAUGCUAGCAGCAGCUUUGGUUUCUUUUAUUUAUUUAGACAUAAGCCUGAAGAUGGUAUCUGAAGUACCAUCUCAUCAACUGGAAGAUAGAUGGAAUAUGACAUGUACCCCUUUCACAAACCCUUGAUUUUUUCCACAAGUUUUACUCAGAGUACUGUGGGUUUUUUUUUUUAUGGUAGCAACAGUAGGAACACAAGAUUAUGCCUCAUGAACACAUCUAGUAGGAGAGUUGAUUACAACAGAAAUUGAGUAUAUGGGAAGGGAAGAUUUUGACCCUCUUUUUACAAGGCUUUUUGGCAUUCUUUUUUGAAAAUAAAUCCACCCUUAAAGAAUCACAGUGUGGUUGAUGGUGCAAGGGACAUCUGGAGGACAUUUUGUCUAGCUCCCCCUGCUCAGGCAGGGCUACCUACAGCACAUUGCCCAGGAUCAUGUCCAGAGGGCUUUUGAGAAUCUCCAGACAAAGAUUUCACAACCUUUCUGGACAAUCUUUUCUAAGUCCCCAUGAUUUUGAAUGACACCAAAAAGAAUUUUGUAUGUGCAGUGUCUG
Molecule: messenger RNA, 4028 nt
Organism: Phasianus colchicus (ring-necked pheasant)
Lineage: Eukaryota; Metazoa; Chordata; Aves; Galliformes; Phasianidae
Product: serpin B12-like
Biological process (GO): negative regulation of endopeptidase activity
Molecular function (GO): serine-type endopeptidase inhibitor activity
Source: RefSeq, a predicted model, not a curated record